Messenger RNA from Nerophis lumbriciformis (worm pipefish), 948 nucleotides. NCBI's taxonomy places the organism in Eukaryota, Metazoa, Chordata, Actinopteri, Syngnathiformes, Syngnathidae. The record is from RefSeq and is a predicted model, not a curated record.
AUGCCCGAGACGACGCAGGAGGCUCCAGCCAAGGACUCGCCCUUCUUCAUCAAGAACCUGCUCAACUGCGACAGCAAGCCACCCAACAAGACCAAGCCUCCGCCGCCGGCGCUGGCGGCCCACCGGGCGGCCCUGGAGGCGGCGGCGGCAGGGGGCUUUUCCCUGUCGCAGGUGGCUGACUAUGCCUUCCCUCGCUUUGAGCUGCCUGCGCAGCGCUUCACGCUGCCGGCCCACUAUCUGGAGCGAACUUCGGCGUGGUGGUACCCCUAUGCCCUCAACUCCUCUGCGCACAUCCACAGAAGUGAAGCCUCUGACAAACUACCGGCCAGAGAUUCGUCCCCGACGUCAGGAACGGACCGAGACUCUCCGGAGCUGGUGCUCAAAUCCGAACCGGAAGGCAAGGAUGACGACGAAGACGAGGAGCGCGCGGCGAGCAAAAGCGGCGACGAGAUCAUCCUGGAGGAGAGUGACUCCGAGGAGGCCAAGAAAGACGAAGUGGACGACUGGAAGAAGCGCGACGGCGGCGACGACGGCUGCGGUGACAAGAAGCCCUGCCGAAAGAAGAAGACCCGCACCGUCUUCUCCCGCAGCCAAGUCUUUCAGCUGGAGUCCACGUUCGACAUGAAGCGCUACUUGAGCAGCUCGGAGCGCGCCGGCCUGGCAGCAUCACUGCACCUGACCGAGACGCAGGUGAAGAUCUGGUUCCAAAAUCGCCGGAACAAGUGGAAGCGGCAAUUAGCCGCCGAGCUGGAGGCGGCCAACUUGAGCCACGCCGCCGCGCAGAGGAUAGUCAGAGUGCCCAUUCUCUACCACGAGAACUCGGCGUCGGAGGGCGCCGGCGCGGCCCCUAGCGUGCCGGCCAGUCAGCCGUUGCUAACCUUCCCGCACCCGGGCGUCUACUACUCGCACCCCAUCGUCACCUCUGUGCCGCUGCUCAGACCCGUCUGA